UCUGUCGAGUUCUACCUUCUGUCGCGGUCUUCUUUGCAUAGCCCGAUAAACAGGAGGCAGCUUACCACAUAUAUGUGACUAACAUUGGUAUAUUAGUCAACCUAUGAUGCGCCAGCCGCGAACGCAUGCGUUUGAUCAACUUCUCCUUCUCUUGUAUACAUCAUUGUUAAUACUAGUGAUAUUGUCGCUAAUACUGUUGCAAUGAUUGUGCGACCGAGGCGCUAUAGCGUCGUCUGCAGUGGCAUUCUCUGAUACUGUGAGUGAUGGGGGUUGCUGCCUGCGGACCGACGUUUUCGUAGAUGCAUUACAACCUGUAUCUCUCACGUCGACACAGUUACCGGUGGCCUCAAAUAGUGGGUUUACUGUGCUCGCUUAUUUCAGCUUGUUCGUGCCUCUCCCAAAUCCAACAGAUAGCAGCAGAAGAGAAUCCUUACAUCAAAGUGGCAGUUAUGGAUCAGUUAACAUUUCGACCCUGGGAAUUUUUAACGAUCCGACGGAGUGAAAGUUCCAACUGUCCUGUGAAAGGAUAAUUUAAAUAAGUAAAUAAGAGAGUGCGGGGCUGGAGGAAUUGGCAAUUCAGCGAAAAGGACAUGAUCGGAGAUCACCAGCUGUCGGAGGCGAUAUUCUGCGUACUGUUAAUGUCGUCGUUAAUUCGACGCGGAGCAGUAGCUUCUUUGUGUUUUGAAACAAACUGGAGACUCUGCAUGUGGCCAUAUCCACAUUUCAAACUGCUAAUUGCCAGUUUAAUGUCGAGGCUAUCAGCUAAACACAGUUCGGUGUGCCUUUGUGAAUUGAUGAUUUAGCGGUCUACUUUAAAGCCUAGCGAUGGCUUAUGACUAAUUACAACAUAUCUGAGAACUUGACAGUUCUCUUCCACAUUAGCGUACGCCUCGCGUAUGAAUAACUUGGAGCCUGAUCCAUUCUUUGAGUGGCCCGGAUAUUGUGUGUCUCCUCUUGACAGCACCUGUAGCGUCUAGCCAAGUUACUGCCUUUCUAACUGCUCAAAGUAGACGAGCUCUACCGAACGGGUGAUCGUUCUCUUGGCAAGCAUACGUUCUUCCUAACACAACCGCCUCCUGAUCCGCUCGACAAGUAAACGGUGUGGUUUCUCUGAGGAGAACAGCAUUGAUGUACUUGCUAUAAGUUGUUCUAAGACGCUAGUAACGGUAUUUGGUAUUGCGCGCUACGUGACCAGUGCGUAUUACACAACUGUAUCUCUAUGUAGAACGAGAAAAAGAUCUAAUAUCUCCUUUUUUCUGCUUAGACCUUUGUAAAUCAACAGUGUCUGGACUACGGUGUCAAAGUGAAACACGAGGCGAAUACACAAUAUUCAAGCGUCAGAGAUAUAACAAACGAUCGGGGACAUUUCAUAUCCUUAGUGAAAACGGUCAUGUAACGGUUUCGGAACGCUUGCAAUGGGUAAACCUUAUUUGAGUCCCGAAUCUAGAUGAUUAUAAGAUAGGCUUGGAGAACGCAAUGAGUGCCAGGGAGCAAUCCACUGUGGAUUAGUGUUAGUUUACACUGAGGACUGAUUGUGUAGUUAUCGCAGUGAGUCAAAGUAUCGUGAAUUUUUGUGACAGUCGUCUGUGGUGAUCUGCAGGCAGGAUUCGACGCGCUCAUCAAUUGCGAUUGCAGGCUCUACGAGUAUUCGCGGUAGCAGAAAUUGAUGAACUGUAAGUUUUGAAAACAGAUAUUGACACGAGGCAAGGUCUUUUUUUGACCUAGUCAGGGGAUAAUCCGAUUACGAUGAACGAGCACGAACGUGAACGGAGGUCCAUACAGGUCAGCCUUCUUGAAGCUCUCAAAGAGUGUCAGAUACGGUUCGGAUCGGGUCAGGAGUUGGCAACGGAACAAGACGCUCGGGUAGCAGCUCUAUGUACCUCAGUCGAGCGCGCUUUCAGACAUGGUAUACGACCACAACAUCAACAUAAUGCUUUACAGCCGUCUCUUGCGAAUAUGGUGCGUGGUCUGCUAACUCAAAAUGAUGUCCGAGGCUCGAGUGAUCUCUUUGCAUUUAUAUGGAACUUCCUUAGUAAACAUGAACUCGAAAGGUUCCAGCUGUUGAAAAACGUAAGAACCGAUGCUGGCAGAGCUCGGGCGUGGAUUCGAUGCGCUUUAAAUGAGCACUCCCUAGAGAAGUAUUGCAAGAAGUUGUUCGGUUCUCAGGAAAGAGCUCGCUUAGAAAAGUUCUACGAGAGCUGGGCCUUUCUACGGGAUGAGGAAUUGUGCGCAGUCUUUGAAACGAUGUCACAGGGCAUGAAAAGUAUUUUGUUUGCACUAAACGUCGAUAGUUCCCGACUCGAUCCGGAGGAACCCGUCAGCCCCGCUGCAGAAGUCGGCUCAGCUUUUGAAGAUGGCUUUGAGGCGCCUGCGCCGGUCAUGGCGCCGGACGCUCGUGAAGGUCAUAUUAAGAAAAAAAAAAAGCGGUCCACUCAUUAUAACCCAACGACAAGCCUUGAGCCUGCCGGUGGAAGUCCCUCAGAGAUUAAAAGCAGCCCACCGUCGAGUGUAGCCAGUCCCAUAGCGGAGAACCUCAGUGGUAUUGAGGACAGCUAUUUUCAGGCUUUGGGAAAGUCUCCUCAGUUAAAGACGGGUUUGACGCCCAUCACCGAUUCGGUUGGUCUUUCGUAUGGUGACCUAAUACCGGUAAAAAGCGAGGAUACCAUUGGAGAGGAUACACUGAGUACAACGAGCGGACGGAGCGAAAGAGCCUGCGCGUACUCCAGCAAGAGCACGUCACUGUCGGAAGGUGAGCUUCGUGAGGCGCUCGAAGCGAUGGUCGAGCGUCGAAAACAGCUCGAGUGUGACUUGGAGUCUUAUCGUGAGCGGCUGGCUAGUGAACGAGAGCGCACUCGAAGAGCUGAAGAGAAAUUGCUGAAGGCCGAAACUCGACAGGGCCAGAUGCUACGCGAGAUGGAACAGGUAAAAGGCCAACUGCGGAAAUACGUCCAUGCUGUGCAGAUGCUUAAAGCUAACGGAAAGGACAACCGAACCGCCAGUGAGUUGCACUCGCUUGAGAUUACGGCAAGCACUAACGAAGAGGGCCUUCUCAACAUCGGCACUACAUCGACCAAUAGUCUUGGUUACGCCGUCGACGACCCUACAAACUAUGAAGCGAAGCUGGUACAAGUGGCAGAAAUGCACGCAGAACUCAUGGAGUUCAAUGAGCGGUUGCAGAGACAACUGGCACUUAAGGAAUCAGCAAUUCGACGACUUCGGGACGAACUCACUGAUUUACGUGGGCCCCUCGCGGAAGAGGACAGUUCCUCGGAUUCACACUCAGUGACAUCUGAUUAUGAUACCGUUUCACAAUUUAGACCAUCAAUCAAUAUCUGGAUUCCGUCAGUAUUCCUCGCUGGGCAAGGAUCGGACGCGUUCCACGUUUAUCAGAUAUAUAUUCGUAUAGGCGAAGAAGAAUGGAACGUCUAUCGACGAUAUUCUCAAUUCUAUUCGAUGCACAAAGCACUAUUACGAGGUCAGAGCGUUUUCGCUUCUUUUGAUUUCCCGCCAAAGAAAAGCUUGGGCAACAAAGACGCGAAGCUCGUACAGGAGAGACGCAAACGCUUACAGAGAUAUCUUCGUUGCGUUAUCAACUGGCUUCUUCAGGGCAAUUCUCGCCUUUCGCAGAAUCCUGACAAGGCGACGUUGACUGAAGCGAUGCCGUUCUUCGGUGAUCGCGAUCAAGCCCACUUUCCACGGCGGAGGCAAUCCCCCAUUCGAAGAGCCCAGGAAGCUCAAGCCUACUACAACGGAUUAUAAUCGAUUCUGUAGUGGAAGUUCAAUUGUUGCCUUGCGGCAGUCGCGCAACGACUGCCCGUACAAAACGGCCCGUCUAUUUCCCCCCGCCAAAAUUCUGACAAAGACAGCGAGAAGACAAAAACCGAGUUGUUGUUACGGCAGACUCUCCAGUCAGCUAUUUGACCUGCACUAACACACUAUGACGUAUUUUACCGUUCGCAAUCCUAUAUAUAUAUAUAUAAUGAGCGUUUAUUUGCUAGGUUUUUUACAUACCCUAUACUAUGUUUGUACAGUUCCUUAUCUCAUUUCCUUAUUAAUCGUAAUUAACAGUACAUACAAAAAGUUCCCGUCAAAGCGUAAAAUCAUGAAAUGAUCGCCUUAAUAAUACACACUCAAAAACAUCGACUGUGAAAAAGCGUCAUUAUGUAUAGCUGAAGAAUACGUUAGACUGAAAUGCCGGGUAUAUAUUGUUGUUGUUGUUGCUGCUGCUGCUGCUGCUGCUGUUGUUGUUAUUGUUGUCGUCGUCGUCGUCGUCGAACGGAGUACGAAAUACAAAUUUCAAUGGGAAAUUUGCUCGGAAUCACGCUUUCUUCACUUUAGUCAUCGUAUUUAUUGAAACUUUUUGUACACUCUAAAAAAGCUUUAGAUCCUAUAAAGUAUCGUAGAUGUCCUUGUGAAUGAGAAUGCGACUGCUGUAUGAGGGUCCGUUAUCUUUACUGGAACACAGUUUCACAGUUAACACACACACACACACACACACACUGUAUUUAUCAGCAGAUUUUUAGAAUUCGAUUACGCAAAUGAUGGACGUUUCUAUGCACAGAGCUUCGCCCACCUUUAUUCGUUAUCAUAUUUUUACGCAUAGUAAAUAAAGGCUAAUUAAGUGUGUAUUUCUGUGAACAUAUAUGUAUUGAUGUUGUAGAAGCGUUGCGUACAAAUAGGUCUAUAUGAACCUUAUUGUUACAGUCGACGUCGAUAUAUGAUCAUUCAGGCGACGAUUCCUAUGUUAAAUGAACGUGGAUUCGUCUAUAUGAUGCCAAAGCUAUGCUGUUGUUAUACGCGAUGGCCUUCACCUGCUGAUGGCUGCCAUCAAGCGAGGAGCACUACUGCUUCGUAUUCAGAGAACAGAUGAGGGUAGGGUUCAGUUGACGAAGUUUUUAUUUAGCGCUAUAUGUCAAUGAAACAAUGCGCCAAAAGACAUUUACGUAUGGCCGUUAUUAUAUUAUGAAUAUCGACAGUAUUUAUUUAUAAGUCGUACGCUACGAUCACUACAGAACACAGACAUUGAACAGCAUGUAGGAAAAAUUAAAAACUUGUAAAAAGACUUUAUACUAGGAGUAUGACGCGCAAAGUGAGGAAUAUAGAUAUCGUAAUUGUCAAACAUGGCGGUUGCCCGCGUCGUUAAGCGGGCUACUUCGGACCACUUUUUAGCCUAAUUUAGCUUCAUAUAGCCGAAAAGCUCAUUUCAAUAUAAUUUUGUUUCCACGCUUCUGUUCAUCAAAAUUUGUGAUCAAUUAAUGGUAUGAUUAAACAGUCAUAUUUAGACAUCACAGAUUGGCGUUCUCUAACGCAUGAUUUUAUGAAGGGAUCUGAAAAUGCGGCGUGAAGUUGACCCUUCUCCAUGUAGCACUGAGCCUCCAGCUUAUCUCUAAUGGCUUAUUACACUAAUUCGAUAAUUACACUGUGUUUUCUAAUUUCAGGCAUUUUUUUGAAUAAAAUAUCUUCCAUACAAAUAUAUUUGUGAUAUCUUUUUUUUUUUUGUUUGGCACGUUCAGUUACCACGUUACGAGUGAUAGGUUGAAAAGCACUUCAAAUGUACCGCAUUCCUAUGUGGUGUGUUCCUAUGUAACUAUGUUAUCUUAAGGCAUGCUUCGUUUAAAUGUCGUCGAAAGUUUGUCUCACCGUUCUUCAUUGUUCGUAUCACUGUAGAUUUUCUAUUUCUGGAGCAGAAAUCAGACGGUGCAAUGUUGCCCCCGCUGGCAUAAAGUUGCGCGUCUCGAUAGCAUUACAUUAUAGAAUUCGGGCUUGAUUUCUAAUUAUCGCUUUCUGUAUUAUAAUUUACUCAACAGCUCUAUUAUUCUGGACAUGGUGAUGAUUCGGGCGGGCGUUUGAACUAGAUAAUCAUAUAGUGUAUAUAAAUGUUAAGCAUAAGUAAUCACGAAAUAGAAGCGUAUCGGCACCUAGCAACAAAAUCAAGCCCUUAACCACCACCAAAGCCUUGACAGUUUUGCUUGUCGUUAACAACAAUGAUGAAUGCUCCCUUUCAAUGCCACUGGUGAGGUUUUAAUGUUUUUGAACAGCUGGGAAAUGUUUAUUCUUCGGAUGCUAAACGCUUGUUUUUAACUGAAGUAGCGUAUCUGAAGCACGAGACACCAGAUGCGCUGUCUAUCGUAAACUGUACGCAUAUUCGGUAUGAGAACGGUAUCAAGCGUACACGAAGUUCAGAAUAAAUGUACACCAUUAUUGCUACGUUAUAUAUAACGGAAAAUGUCGUGUAAAUAUAGCAAAUGUAACCAGUGCGUACGGGACAAUUUCGAAAACAGAUGCUAUCAACCGUUAGCUAAAUCAUUUAAUACACACGACCAGGAUAUUAGACCAGAUCGAAAGAUAUGCUUUACAGGAUGCAGGCUGUACCUUCGAAUCACUAUGGCAACCUGAUAAACAAAGCGGCUAACGUCAUGUUCUACAGUUAUUUUUCGAAUAAGGAACUACAAGAUUCUAACGAACGAGAAUUAAACCUCGUUGCUUGUAUAGGCAACUAGAUUCACUCGACGAUGUCGUAGCACUUCUCUAAGAAUAUCCAUAUGUUUUUUUCUAAAAACAUUGAUUUAGAUCGGAAGAGCCCUUAAACAGGUUGAAGACAUUGAAUAAUCGGUAAACUACUCAGCACUAGAGGACAGAAUGGAGUGUAUCACAGUUUUCGCUAUAACACUCUAUGCUGAUUGAGUAUCUGUCUAUAAGUUGAAAAGCAAAGAUUCCGAGAUCUAAUGUGUGUUUUUAGGAAAUGAGAACGUUGGCGAGCUCUAUCAGCGACUGAUCGAAACACACGACAUGGCAGUCUUCAGCGAAAUACUAGUUUUUUAAUGGUUCAAUCAAUUUGGAGCGGCUAAACACCGCAGAGGGAAGACUCCACAUGAAGACCUCAAACAGAAAAGCGAGUCGCUAUUAUUACGGAAGCUUUCAAGCGAGGCAAGCAAAGUACAAUGCGCUUCUUGUCAAUUCCGCAUAAGACUCCGUAAAGCACUGGAGCUGAAGAAAGAAGGAGACUAUCCACGAACUGAGUCUAAAGCAGGUAAAAAAAAACUGUGCUAUGCUUCGGGGGCAAUUAUUAUUAGGAAAAAACACUUUUGGAGCACGCUGUCACUAUGGACAAGAUCCGUACCAGUCGCGGCGUUCACCUUAAAAGUAUCAGGCGAUAGAAUGGCUCCCUACAGAGAAACGAAAGUCUCCAUAUAUCAGAGAUUUAAGCAGUUGCUUUUAUGUUUCAAGGAAGGUGAUAGGU
Molecule: messenger RNA, 7240 nt
Organism: Varroa destructor (honeybee mite)
Lineage: Eukaryota; Metazoa; Arthropoda; Arachnida; Mesostigmata; Varroidae
Product: sorting nexin-29-like
Molecular function (GO): phosphatidylinositol binding
Source: RefSeq, a predicted model, not a curated record